Messenger RNA from Nothobranchius furzeri (turquoise killifish), 1454 nucleotides. It is a transcript of the gene glod4, whose product is annotated as glyoxalase domain containing 4. NCBI's taxonomy places the organism in Eukaryota, Metazoa, Chordata, Actinopteri, Cyprinodontiformes, Nothobranchiidae. The record is from RefSeq and is a predicted model, not a curated record.
ACCAUCAGAGGGAGGUCAUGAAAUGUUUAUAGUCUUAAAGAAAACUUUGAUGUGAUGUAUGAUGUCGAUAGAGGUUGCUUCGUUAAUUUACGACAUUAAUUUUUAUUUGCUAUAGUAAGAUAAUAAUUGCACAGUUUGUGUUUGUGCCUAUUUUAAGUACAGGCUUAUUGGUAUUUACCAGAAAUGCUAAACAUAGCAAUCGAUAACAGAAAAUUCUAUCAUCCAGGAAAGUAAGUCGUAAGAGACAUAAACAUGGCCUCGAGAAGAGCUUUGCAUUUUGUUUUCAAAGUUGGCGACCGGGCCAAAACAGCGACGUUUUACCGAGAUGUCCUUGGCAUGAAGGUUUUACGACAUGAAGAAUUUGAGGAAGGCUGCAAAGCAACUUGCAAUGGUCCCUACGAUGGAAAAUGGAGUAAAACAAUGGUUGGCUUCGGCCCAGAGGAUAACCAUUUUGUUGCUGAACUGACAUACAAUUAUGGGGUGGGAGAUUAUCAGCUUGGCAAUGACUUCUUGGGUCUCACACUACAAUCCAGCAAAGCUGUAAGCAAUGCCAAACGACUUGGGUGGCCUCUGACUCAGGUGGAGGAUGCUCUGUAUUUAACGCAUGCUCCUGGAGGAUACCCUUUCUACAUUGUGGACAAAGAACAACCUACUACUGAUCCUGUUCAGAAGGUUUCUCUUGGAGUCUCAGACCUCAAGAGAUCAACUCACUACUGGGCUACACUUUUAGGAAUGAAACUGAUGAACCAAAAUGAGAAAAAUAAAAAUGUGCUGUUGGGAUUUGCUGAAUGUCAGUGUAAACUGGAGCUUCGGGAUAUCAGCGGAACAGUGGACCAUGGAACAGCGUUUGGAAGAAUAGCAUUUUCAUGUCCACGAGAGCAAUUGCCAGACCUAGAAGCUUUGAUGAAAAAGGAAAAUCAAAACAUUCUCACUCCAUUAGUCAGCCUGGACACACCGGGAAAAGCCACAGUAGAAGUGGUUAUUUUAACUGAUCCAGAUGGUCAUGAGAUUUGUUUUGUGGGAGAUGAGGCCUUUAGGCAGCUAUCUGCUGUGGAUCCUCAAGGAAAUGAAUUGCUUGAUAAGGCUAUGGCUGAGGAUAGAAGUGACGAGUGGUUUGCCAAACACAACAGACAGAAGGCAGCUGCAUAAGAUGAGAUGAGCUGCCUGAGAAACUGAGGGCCAUACCUCUCUGAUCUCUUCACAGGAUGACGAGACAGAACAAGACACCUGUUCUGCUUAGCCUGGGAUGUGAAGUGUGUUUCUGAAUAAAAAUGAACCACAAGAUUGUUUAUUCCCCCCCCCCCCCCCCCCAUUAAUAUUAUUCUAUUGAAUGCAUUUCCAGGAAGAAGUAAUACUUCACACAUCUGCUGUAAAACUACCUGACUGCAACUUUAGAAACUUGAUUUGAACAAAUUGUAACGCACAAAGUUAAAUAAAGUCUUGAAAAAAUGCAA